Penicillium chermesinum is the source of this 288-nucleotide messenger RNA. RefSeq lists its product as uncharacterized. Lineage: Eukaryota; Fungi; Ascomycota; Eurotiomycetes; Eurotiales; Aspergillaceae. The transcript is spliced from 3 exons. Bases 1 to 288 code for a protein of 95 amino acids. The record is from RefSeq and is a predicted model, not a curated record.
AUGUCCGAAACCGAGCAAGAGUGGAAGCCCACCAAGAUUCGACCUCAGUCGACUAUGGCGCAAGCUUUCUCUAGCGCUCUCGAUAGCGCCUUUGCGCUAGACAGCGAAGUCGACCACCUGGCGCAAACCAUUGAUCAAAAGAAGCAACAGAUGAUGAUCCAAACCCGAGAGCUCGAGGUUCUACAGCGGCGAAUCCGCGAGGCCGAAGAACGUCUGCAGAGAGAGCAGAACGGGCGCGCGACGAACGGAGGCGGAGACCACUCAGCCGGUAAGGAUGACUCUGCGUGA